AUGACAACUCCAAUCACUAGCAAACGGUCAAAGGACGUGCGGCUCGACUACGUGCUCUUCACAGUAAAUGGCAUGGUGGUCGUUGAUGGUCCAUUGAACUACACGAACCUUUUCGAUGCGAUAAUCGAUGCGAUGUACUCUAUGUUGAAGAAGGUCGGUCAUCCGAAUGUCAGCAUGGUAGCGUCAGAGAUUGGGUGGCCGUCCAUCAGCGGUGCGAUCGGGGCGACAGUGGAGAAUGCUAUGACAUAUCAUAACAGCAUGGUGGCGCAUGUGACCAGCAGCGUGGGGAUGCCUAAGAGCCUGGGGAAUGCAAUAGAGACUAAUAUUUUUGCCAUGUUUAAUGAGGGCUUGAAGCCCGUUGGAGCAGAGCGAAACUUUGGGUUGUAUCACCCCAAUAUGACUGAAGUGUACCAUGUCAACUUUCCAUGA
Messenger RNA from Elaeis guineensis (African oil palm), 429 nucleotides. RefSeq names its product putative glucan endo-1,3-beta-glucosidase GVI. Lineage: Eukaryota; Viridiplantae; Streptophyta; Magnoliopsida; Arecales; Arecaceae. The record is from RefSeq and is a predicted model, not a curated record. Gene Ontology annotation, molecular function: hydrolase activity, hydrolyzing O-glycosyl compounds. Gene Ontology annotation, biological process: carbohydrate metabolic process.